AUGAUGACUGCUUAUGCGUUGGCUCGAAUAUGUCAAGAAUUAUUCGGAGAUGUAGAAUAUGCAGCUAUUAAUACUGAUAGAAAUAAAUAUCCUAUUAGUUGUGGACGUGUUGUGUUUAUGAAUAUACAUAGUUACUAUGCACCUGUUACUGCUAAUUAUUUAAUGAUUGAAUGUGAUAAAUUUUGUAAAAUACAAACCGAUCCAUAUUUAUCAGAUAGUGUACCUUGUGUAGGUACUAAUGGACAACAGUAUCCAAAUAUGGGACAAUUUUUUUGUUGUUCAGUUAAAUGUAUGAAAUAUUAUUGUGUAACAUGUUGGGAUUUAAAUCCUAAUCAUGCAAUAACACAAAUAAAUACCAACAAUAAAACUAUUGAAUGUGAACUACUAGCUUUAAUUCAUAAACCAUUAAUACGUAACGCUCGAACUCCAGAAGUUUAA
Molecule: messenger RNA, 438 nt
Organism: Rotaria sordida
Lineage: Eukaryota; Metazoa; Rotifera; Eurotatoria; Philodinida; Philodinidae
Source: the annotation of a GenBank genome assembly